Molecule: messenger RNA, 4650 nt
Organism: Neolamprologus brichardi
Lineage: Eukaryota; Metazoa; Chordata; Actinopteri; Cichliformes; Cichlidae
Gene: mef2cb
Product: myocyte enhancer factor 2cb
Biological process (GO): cell differentiation; positive regulation of transcription by RNA polymerase II
Molecular function (GO): DNA-binding transcription factor activity, RNA polymerase II-specific; histone deacetylase binding; protein dimerization activity
Source: RefSeq, a predicted model, not a curated record
UGGUAGAGAUGGUUGGAAAGAACCGGACCUGGUUUCAGUUCAGUCAGAGACCGGGGGCAAACAGACAACCCAAAUUGGGGGUUCUAUUCAAAGCCAGCUGGUCUGGCUUUAUUACAUGCAGGACAUCUAUUUAAGGUCAUUUGUGGCCUUUUGUUUUCUUUUUAUCCAUUAUCACGUUUGUUUGUUUUUUUCUCUUUUUCAACUUUUUUUUUUACCUGUUUGAUUCAGUCGGGCCUCAGCUGGUGCUGGAGGGUGUAGCUUCCUGGAGAAGCAGAGAAAAGGCACGGGUGCUAACCAAAUGACGACCUCAAGCACUGGGAACACUGAAAGGACCUCUUCAGUGAACUUCUCGCAAACAGCAUAGAAAGCUACAAGAGGGAGGGCACGAACAGAAGAAGAAGAAGUAGAAGGAACACUGCAUGUGGUACAGAUGCUGGAAUCUUUGAGUUGAUUGAAACAAAUAGAAAGCAGGCAAAAAAAAAAAGAAGAAAAGACAAAGCAAAGGAAGAGCGGAAACGUGAAGAGAAACGGGAGAGAGAGAAGAGAAGAAGAAAGAGAAGAGAGAAGAAAGCUUGAAGUUCUUUAGAAAGAGGAGAGAAAGAAAGAGACGGGGACGAUGGGGAGGAAAAAGAUUCAGAUCACGCGGAUUAUGGAUGAACGCAACAGACAGGUGACAUUUACAAAGAGAAAGUUUGGUCUGAUGAAGAAGGCGUAUGAGCUGAGCGUGCUGUGUGACUGUGAGAUUGCCCUGAUCAUCUUCAACAGCACCAACAAGCUGUUCCAGUAUGCCAGCACAGACAUGGACAAGGUCCUGCUUAAAUACACUGAGUACAAUGAGCCCCAUGAGAGCAGGACCAACUCUGAUAUUGUGGAGACAUUGAGAAAGAAGGGCCUAAACGGCUGUGACAGCCCAGAUCCCGACGCAGAUGACUCGGUUGGCCACAGCCCCGAGUCUGAGGACAAGUACAGGAAAAUAAACGAGGACAUUGAUCUGAUGAUCAGCAGACAGAGACUGUGUGCAUUGAGCAAGAAGGAGAACAAAGGUGGCGAGAGCCCGGAGCUCGAGUCUGCGCUCAUCCUCACCCCGCACACUGAGGAGAAAUACAAACAGAUUAACGAAGAGUUUGAUCACAUGAUUAAAACUCAUAAGAUACCUCAGGCCGUGCCCCCAUCGAACUACGACAUGCCCGUGUCCAUUCCUGUUAGCAACCAGAACAAUCUCAUAUACAGCCAUCCCGGUGGAUCCCUAGGCAACCACAAUCUGUUGCCACUGGCACACCACGGCCUACAGAGAAACAGCAUGUCUCCUGGAGUUACACACAGACCCCCCAGUGCAGGUGGCCUCAUGGGUGCCGACCUUACCACUGGCGCAGGCACCAGUGCUGGAAAUGGAUAUGGGAACCACCGCAACUCGCCUGGUCUGCUGGUUUCUCCAGGUGGCAUGAACAAGAACAUGCAGACUAAGUCUCCCCCACCCAUGAACCUGGGCAUGAACAACCGCAAACCUGACCUACGUGUGCUCAUCCCCCCUGGUGCCAAGAACAACAUGCCGUCCAUUAACCAGAGAAUAAACAACUCUCAGUCUGCUCAGUCACUGGCCACCCCAGUGGUAUCAGUAGCAACUCCUACUCUACCAGGACAAGGCAUGGGCGGUUACCCAUCUGCCAUUUCUACUUCUUAUGGUACCGAGUACUCCCUGAAUAGCACAGACCUGUCCUCCCUGUCUGGCUUCAACAGUGGCAGCUCUCUACACCUUGGUUCAAUGAGUGGGUGGCAACAGCAACACCUUCAGAACAUGCAGCAUUCAGCGCUGGGCCAGCUAGGAAAUUGUUCUAGCUCUCACUUAUGUCAGGGUUCAAAUCUGUCCCUGCCCUCUGCUCAAAGCCUCCACAUCAAGUCCGAACCUGUUUCUCCUCCUAGAGAUCGCACCAGCAGCACACCGGGGGGCUACGGUGGCGGGGUGCCACCUCCCCAGAACCCCUCGUCCCGCCAGGACUCGGGACGCUCCCCUGUUGAUAGCCUGAGCAGUUGUAGCAGCUCCCAUGAGGGCAGCGACCGCGAUGAGCACAGGAAUGAGUUCCACUCACCUCUGGGACUGGCCCGGCCCGCCCUGGAUGAGCGUGAGAGCCCCUCCAUCAAACGGGUACGCCUGUCAGAAGGAUGGGCGACAUGAUUGCACUGUCCACUCCUCUGCAGUGCCCCAAGUUGCCCCGAGCUCCCGACAAUGCAGCAUUACGAUGCCCCACAGUCAGCUCCCUCCUCUUCCUCCUCGCACUCGAUCUCAUGAGUCACUCACCGCCCAACCCCAUGGCCUCUCUCCUUUUUUCUCUUUAUUGAAGGAAAGCAAAGGGACAACCCUUUCCAAAAAUCUGUUUGUAAUUUCUUUUCCUUAUUUUUUGUUCCUUGUUUUGAUUUUGCUGAGUGUGCGUGUGUGUGCGUGUUAUACAUAUUGACAUUAUAUAAAGCAGUUGGGUGUUGUAAUGGGGGCUUGGGAGGGUAGUUGUUGUUUGGGAUGGGAUCUGGGGGUAUUUUUGUUGGGGAACUAUGCAUAAAUUGUAUUGUGGAAAAAAAAAAGAAUCAUGUAUGCAUAUAUCUUAACGCGUGUAACACGUGUCUACAGAUGUGCAUAUCAACAAAUACAAAAAAAAAGGUCAGGUACUCUGUUUCAUAAAACGUACUUACAAUUUGCCCCAGUGCUAUAUCAGUGAAUAGAGACAAAAAAAACCAACAAAAAACAACAAAAAAAAAAAACAAGAUGAGCGUGAUUGUGUCCAGUGAAAAACACCUUAGCACUUGAGUUGGACAAACAAUACAUGUGUACAGUAUCAGUUUCAUUGCUAUAGACCUUCUCUGCAGUUUUACCUUGCAAAAAUGUGUGUUAACAUUAGAUGAUGUCAUGUUGCAGGUUCAACGUAUUUAUGUAAAUAGCGGGUCAAAGGGGUAAAAGGGCCUGGGGUCAAAAGUCGCCAGACAUUACAAGAUUUAUUUACUCACUAAAUGAAAAAGCUAUUAUGCAACAUUUGAAGGAUUGUACAGGUAAACGAGAAAACCCGAUGCUAGAUGUGUGGAACCCUUGAUCGUUUUCGUGCUCCCCUUAAAGAACGGAGUGAGGACCACUCUUUGAUCUAAGAGCUAUGUCGGCGUAAUCAAGAAAAUCUCUGGAUCUAGUAUUAACUAUUCAGUAUUGAUAAACAAAAAAAAGAGAAAAAAACAAUUGUACAAUACACUUGCUUAUAUUUUCAUAUGAAAGGAAUAAAAUGCAAAGCAUUUUUGUGGCUUUUUGUAGUUUCUAUAAGCCAGAAUGUGUUUUUUGAUAGCUUUGCCAAUAAGAGAUGGAUAGUUCACCCAGAGGGGAAAUGACAGGGCUUCAAGCCCCAAGCCAUGAAAAACAGACUGAGAUCCAAUGCUUUGCUGAACUGUUUAAUCUUUGUAGAGGUUUGUUUUUAAACGUGUAUUUCUUAUUAUAUAUAAUAAUGGUAAUAUUAAGAAUCUUUUAAAAAAAAAAAUCUGUGAAAUUAACAUGCUUGUGUAUAGCUUUCUAAUAUAUAAAUAUAUAUAAUAAUGAUUUUUUUUUGUUGGUUUCUUAGUGAAGUUUCUAUGUGCUGUUGCACAUGUUGUCUGGUUUGUUUCAUUUGAACUCUGAACAGGGCUGUUUGGGCGGGGUGUUUAGACUAACCUUAAAAACCAGCUGGAAAGCAUUGCCAGGGUUGAAGCCUGAAUGCUGAAAAACCUCAUUUCUAGUGGAAAAUGUCACGAGGCUGAAUCUGGAGACCACACAGAAAUAAAUGUUGACACGUAACGUACACGAUUGUCACACUGAUGAGGAAAUAUGACAAAGCCGGAGUCUCCGAAUACAUUUUUAUGCAUCCGGAUAUUUCGUUAGGAGUCCAAAUUAUUAUAAUUUAAUAAUCGCAGUCAUAAAACAGAGAUUUGACCUCAUCGAUUUUGAAUACCACCUUCAAUUUUCGACCCACUCUACCUUGUGUUGGAGAUGUUGCUCAGACGCAAACUGUAAAAUCUUCCUUUGAAUCGCAUUAACGUAAUGCGAUUUAUGCAUCGUGAUUAAGUACUCUUGUUUUCAAACCUAAUUUAAUUCUGUGUCGCUCCAGUCUCGAAAACAGGGUUCCACAUCCUUUACCACACUGUCACAGACAGUUCAGCGUAAGACACAAAAAAGAACAAACUGAUCAUGCUGGUAUGGGAGAAGCACAAUUGUUUAUUCUUGAUGAAUAGCUUUGAUUUUCUCUUUUUUAAACAAUGAAACUAGCCACAUAUCUCUCCGCCUCCCACACCCGUAUCUGCUGUCACUUAAGUGUUAUGAUAUUUCUAUGUGCAUAUUUCAUGCAGGAUCACUAGGUUGUUACUGUAUACAGUCUGUGUAGUCAAAUGGGGCAGAGCCUCUAUAACAGUGUUUUUCUUCUUCUUCUUCUUUUUUUUAAACUUCAAUAGAAAAAAAAAGGUUGGGAAAAAAAUAAACAUGAUGUUUCAGGCAGCAUAAGUGUGGAGAAACCAAAGCCAGUGGCAUUUCUGUGUUGUAAAGUCAGCUUUUAUUUUCACAUUCAUAUAUGGGUUUUUGUUUUUGUUUUUUUUGUUUUUUUGUUUUUUUUGCAAGCAUUGAAACAAGAUAAUAAAAGAUUCUGCUUAAAUUCA